Messenger RNA from Cervus elaphus (red deer), 4114 nucleotides. It is a transcript of the gene WDR44, whose product is annotated as WD repeat domain 44. The transcript is spliced from 20 exons. The record is from RefSeq and is a predicted model, not a curated record. Bases 400 to 3138 code for a protein of 912 amino acids. Gene Ontology annotation, molecular function: protein binding. Lineage: Eukaryota; Metazoa; Chordata; Mammalia; Artiodactyla; Cervidae.
CGCGUCCGUGUUUUGCGGGCAACUAGCUCUCCCAGCAGCUGUAAUUGCUGCUGCGGGAGAUAUCGGAGCUGCCGCCGUCCGCGCGCCCGCCCUCCCCCACUGAGGCGAGCCACCGCCUCUUUCGCUCUCCUCACACACCUAUCGCCGGGAGCGGCGGCAGCAACAGUCCCUGGGUCCACCGCCGCCUCCUCAGACGGCCGCUCUGCUGGUUAUUGCCUCAGUCCGACAGUUGCUGGCGGCCCCCUGUCCAGCUCCUCUCUUCAGAUCGUCUGCUCCCUCCUCAUCCUCCCGGGACCCACCUCCCCACGGUUCGCCGGGGUGGAGGACGACGUGGAGGAGACGAGAGUCACCCUCCCUCCAGGCGGCGCCGGCCCCCUCACCCGCGGGUGUGUCCUAUAAAUGGCGUCGGAAAGCGACACGGAGGAAUUCUUUGAUGCCCCUGAAGAUGUGCACCUAGAGGGCGGCGACCCUAUCGGGUAUCCAGGAAAAGUUGGGAUUUCAGCAUUAAAGGAAACAGAGAACUCUGCAUACAAAGUUGGAAAUGAGUCCACUGUACAAGAACUGAAACAAGAUGUAUCUAAAAAGAUUAUUGAAAGUAUUAUUGAGGAGAGUCAGAAAGUACUACAGCUUGAAGAUGAUUCUUUGGAUUCCAAAGGAAAAGGACAGUCUGAUCAGGCUAUUGCCAGUCCUGUCACAGCUGGAAGAGAUCUUAGCAAUAUACCUGGACUGUUAGCCAUAGAUCAAGCACUGCAGGAAGAUUCUCAGAAGGCAGAGAGUCAGGAUGUAUCUGAAGAAACUGAAUUAGAAUCAAAACAAUGUUUUCCUUCUGAUGACACAUGUGAGAAGCCAGUAGAUGAAACCGCAAAGUUAACUGAAAUAAGUUCAACUGCACAGCUUAAUAUUCCUGAAACUGUAACAGAAGUGUUGAACAAGGAAGAAGUGGAAGUCAAAGAAAGUGAUGUUCUAGAAUCUGUAUCCUCGCACUCCUUAUCUAUGAAAGAUUUUGCUGUAGUGGAAGAAGUUGCACCUGCCAAACCGCCAAGACAGCUUACUCCAGAACCUGAUAUAGUAGCUAGUACAAAGAAGCCUGUUCCAGCACGCCCACCCCCUCCAGCUAACUUCCCACCUCCUAGGCCCCCACCUCCAUCUCGACCUGCUCCACCACCAAGAAAAAAGAAGAGUGAAUUGGAGUUUGAGGCUCUUAAGACACCUGAUCUAGAUGUUCCCAAAGAGAAUAUUACAUCUGAUCCUCUCCUAACUGCGAGCAUGGCUUCAGAGAGUACAGUCAAAGAUUCUCAGCCUUCUCUUGAUUUGGCAAGUGCUACCAGUGGAGAUAAAAUAGUUACUGCCCAGGAAAAUGGAAAAGCACCUGAUGGGCAGACAAUAGCAGGUGAAGUGAUGGGCCCUCAGAGACCUAGAUCCAACUCUGGGAGAGAGCUUACUGAUGAGGAAAUUUUAGCCAGUGUAAUGAUUAAGAACCUAGAUACUGGAGAAGAAAUACCUUUGAGUCUUGCAGAAGAGAAACUGCCAACGGGUAUUAAUCCUCUCACUCUACACAUCAUGAGAAGGACUAAGGAGUAUGUAAGUAAUGAUGCAGCACAGUCAGACGAUGAAGAGAAGUUACAGUCUCAACAAACAGAUACUGAUGGUGGACGGUUAAAACAGAAAACGACUCAACUAAAGAAGUUCCUAGGAAAAUCAGUAAAGAGAGCGAAACACCUUGCUGAGGAAUAUGGUGAACGUGCUGUAAAUAAAGUUAAAAGUGUUAGAGAUGAAGUUUUUCAUACUGAUCAAGAUGAUCCUUCAUCAAGUGAUGAUGAAGGAAUGCCGUACACAAGACCAGUUAAAUUCAAAGCAGCACAUGGCUUCAAAGGACCUUACGAUUUUGAUCAGAUCAAAGUGGUACAAGAUCUUAGUGGUGAACAUAUGGGAGCUGUGUGGACCAUGAAAUUUUCUCACUGUGGCAGAUUACUUGCCUCUGCUGGACAAGACAAUGUAGUGAGAAUAUGGGCUUUAAAAAAUGCUUUUGACUAUUUCAACAAUAUGCGAAUGAAAUACAAUACAGAAGGACGUGUGUCCCCAUCACCUUCUCAGGAAAGUCUAAAUUCAUCAAAAUCUGAUACAGAUACAGGGGUAUGCAGUGGAACUGAUGAAGACCCUGAUGAUAAAAAUGCACCAUUUCGACAACGGCCGUUUUGCAAAUAUAAAGGACAUACUGCUGAUCUGCUUGAUCUUUCCUGGUCUAAAAACUACUUUCUGCUUUCUUCUUCAAUGGAUAAAACAGUCAGAUUAUGGCACAUUUCCAGAAGAGAAUGCCUUUGCUGUUUUCAGCAUAUAGAUUUUGUCACUGCCAUAGCUUUCCAUCCGAGAGAUGACAGGUAUUUUCUAAGUGGGUCUUUGGAUGGAAAGCUCCGCCUUUGGAACAUACCUGACAAAAAAGUGGCUUUGUGGAAUGAAGUAGAUGGUCAAACAAAAUUGAUCACAGCUGCAAAUUUCUGUCAGAAUGGCAAAUAUGCAGUGAUUGGAACAUACGAUGGAAGGUGUAUUUUCUAUGAUACAGAGCAUUUGAAAUACCACACACAGAUACAUGUCCGAUCUACUAGAGGGCGCAACAAGGUUGGAAGAAAAAUUACUGGCAUUGAGCCUUUACCUGGAGAAAAUAAGAUACUGGUAACCUCAAAUGACUCCAGAAUCAGACUAUAUGAUCUUAGAGAUUUGUCGCUGUCCAUGAAGUAUAAAGGUUAUGUCAACAGCAGCAGCCAGAUCAAAGCAAGUUUCAGCCAUGAUUUUAAUUACCUUGUUAGUGGCUCAGAAGAUAAGUAUGUUUAUAUCUGGAGUACUUACCAUGACUUAAGCAAGUUUACUUCAGUCAGGAGAGAUCGUAAUGACUUUUGGGAAGGUAUUAAAGCACAUAAUGCAGUUGUUACAUCAGCUAUCUUUGCUCCAAACCCAAGUUUGAUGUUGUCUUUGGAUGUGCAAUCUGAAAAAUCAGAAGGAAAUGAAAAAGGUGAAGAUGCUGAAGUGUUGGAAACCAUGCCCUCUGGUAUUAUGAAGACAGACAACACAGAAGUUCUUCUCUCUGCUGACUUCACUGGAGCAAUCAAAGUGUUUAUUAACAAAAGGAAAAAUGUAUCUUAAUUUGAAAUGACAUUUAAAAUAAACAUAUCAGUAAGUUUCUGUAUGUACCAGGACUGAAAAAAAUCAUAGUGUUUCAGGUUAACAUCCUUUUUUUAAAUUUUUAUUGGAAGUUGUUCAAAUAUAAUAUAUUUUUUGAGAGGCAGUGUUAAUGAUCUAGUAAACUCUGGAUUGAUAGACUAGAAAGGAAUGUAGCUAGAAUAACAUUGCCAAACAUUAGGCUUUACAUUUUGUUACGUUUGUGUUUUUGUUAUAUAAUUGUGAACAUGCACAGGUUUCUGCAUGAAAAUAUAUUAAUAUAUUAAUCACAUGUGUGUGCCUUUUGGUUACAUGCACUAAAUCUAACAGAGUUAAAUUAUUUCAGUGGCUCUUUUGGCCUCUUAUUGAGGAGGAGUGUCUUGUUUCUAGCUUAAAUAAUUUCUUUUGCACAAAAUUUCAUUUUUAAGAGAAGUGGUAUCUUUUGACUGAGUUAUUGUUUUAAAAAUGUUAUAUAGGUUUUCAAUAGGUCAACAACCAUGUGUAAAUGGUUUUUAUAAAUUUCUCAAUUUGGGGACGAUUUUUUUUGUGUGUGUGGUCUAAAUUGUGGACUUAAGAUUCUUUUCUUUGUAUGUGUAUAUAUAAUUUUUUUUUUUUUUGCCACACUGGAGCACAAUGUUUCUAUGUAAAGAAUUCUUUUCAUUCUUUAUCCAUGAGCACCAGGCUUUGCUCACUUAAAAAAAAUUAAGCCGCAUUAAGGAGUGAGUCUUCUUUUUUACAAUAAUGUAAAAAUGGACUGUUUACAUUUUUUUAAAGCAUUGUAGUUUUAAAAAUUAAGCUGUUUUGUUUUGUGUUGUUAAAUUUGGAAGCCUUUGUAAAUAUUGAUAAUGUACCAAUGAAAUAACAUCUGGGGUUGAUGGAACCCUAAUAAUGUUGUUGAUGGUUAGCAUAUGUUUCUGAAAAUUAAAUAUGUAUUAUUAAAAGUUGGUGGCCAAAAAUUGUU